Messenger RNA from Brassica oleracea var. oleracea, 588 nucleotides. RefSeq names its product 60S ribosomal protein L34-2. The record is from RefSeq and is a predicted model, not a curated record. NCBI's taxonomy places the organism in Eukaryota, Viridiplantae, Streptophyta, Magnoliopsida, Brassicales, Brassicaceae. The transcript is spliced from 4 exons. Gene Ontology annotation, molecular function: structural constituent of ribosome. Gene Ontology annotation, cellular component: ribosome; cytosolic large ribosomal subunit. Gene Ontology annotation, biological process: translation; ribosome biogenesis. Bases 55 to 417 code for a protein of 120 amino acids.
GGUUAAAACAAAGCCUCCUCAGCGUGUGAGCGAAGAAGCUGCGGGAAAAAAAAAAUGGUUCAGCGUCUUGUAUACCGCUCGCGUCACAGCUACGCCACCAAAUCUAACCAGCACAGGAUCGUCAAAACCCCAGGUGGUAAGUUGACUUAUCAGACCACUAAGAAGCGUGCAAGUGGACCCAAAUGCCCCGUUACCGGCAAGCGUAUUCAGGGUAUCCCUCACUUGAGGCCUGCUGAAUACAAGAGAUCUAGAUUGUCUAGAAACAGGAGGACCGUGAACCGUGCCUAUGGUGGUGUUUUGUCUGCUUUGGCUGUUAGAGAAAGAAUCGUUCGUGCUUUCCUUGUGGAGGAGCAGAAGAUUGUGAAGAAGGUGUUGAAGCUUCAAAAGGCUAAGGAAAAGGUUGCUCCCAGGAGCUAGAUGAUUCAUAUUAGCUUCUUUUGGAAAAAAAAAAUGUUUAAUGGAUCUGUUCUAGCAAUAGUACUGGUUGCAGACGUUGAGAGAAAUACUUUUUGUUAUCCGUUGAGUUUUGAUUCUGUCGACAUUUCUCAAAUAUUGCGUUUUGUUUUCUCUUUCACGUUUCUACUUUUA